Molecule: messenger RNA, 1257 nt
Organism: Arvicola amphibius (Eurasian water vole)
Lineage: Eukaryota; Metazoa; Chordata; Mammalia; Rodentia; Cricetidae
Gene: Ldlrad2
Product: low density lipoprotein receptor class A domain containing 2
Exons: 6
Coding region: 1-1257 (418 amino acids)
Molecular function (GO): protein binding
Source: RefSeq, a predicted model, not a curated record
AUGCCGGUGCUGGAACGGAACUACAUUUCCCAGCUUGCACCGCGGUCUGCCACUCGUGGAGUGCGAGACAUGCUGGGAUUUGUAGUCUUAGAAGAGGGAAGUUCAGUCUUUGAGUUGCAGAGUGUUGAGGCGCACGCGCAGGUCCCUGGCGGGUAUUUCUUUACUGAGCAGCCAGGCCCUACACCCCAGUCUCCUCAAAGACCCCCAAGGGGAUUCCAAAGUCUGCCCCCAGCUGGGUACAGACCAAGGAUGACUUUUCUUUGGCAGCUUCCCCAAAGGCUGUUCCUUCUGGGGACAACUGCUCUGACUGUGUCUGCCCUGGGGACAGCGGACCUGACAGACCUGUGCGGACAGACAUGGCAAGGGGAUGCGCUGCAGCUGCGCUCGCACUCGGCUUCUCGCAAGUUCUACUUUGUGACUCCGAACACCGACUGCGUGCUGUGGCUGCAUGCGGCGACCCCUGAAGACAGGAUGCGCUUCCAGUUCCGCUUCUUCCUGGUCUACAGCCUGUCCUCUGCCACCCGGAUCACCGCAGCUACCGUGACCACCACGGCCACCCGGGCUCCCAAUGACCCGUGCGCACCAGGCUCCUACCUGCAGUUCUAUGAUGGCCCGCAGGGGGCGCCCCGGGCCCUCGGACCCCCAACCUGCGGCCUGACCAUCCCCGCCCCUCUCACGUCCUCGGGACCCUGGCUUGGCCUGCGCUUGGUCACCAGGGGCCGCCAGCCCCGUGUGGAUUUCUUGGGCGAGGUGACCUCUUUCCGCCUGGGGUUUUGCGGCACCUACUUCCGCUGUCGGAAUAGCAGGUGUGUGCCCCGGAGCCUGCUGUGUGAUGACAGGGACAUGGACAACUGUGGUGACGGCAGUGACCAGGACACCCGACCCCCAGCCAGCUGCAGAGGUCCCUCUCUGGUACCCACGCAGACCCUGAGAAUGGAAGAUGACAGUUCCAGUCCUCUGACUCUCCUCAUGGCUCUUGGCUCUGCAGUGGAGAGGACCUCUCCAGCAAGCCUGGCACCCAUCACACAAGAAGUGUUGGAAGGUGCCUGGAUCCGGUGGGUGGCUCUGGCCUCCUCAAUACUGUUGACCUCCACUGGCCUCCUCUGGUGGUGCUGCUGCUGCCCAGGUUGGCUGGGUUGGCACCCAGGGGCUCACAGGCUCUGUCUCAGAUGCUGCACAUCCUACAAUGAUUGCCACCUGUGUCCUGGUCGGGUGGCUCCUGGGGAUCUGUGGCUGAACCAGGGAGGCCGUCCUUAG